Messenger RNA from Camelina sativa (false flax), 393 nucleotides. The record is from RefSeq and is a predicted model, not a curated record. Lineage: Eukaryota; Viridiplantae; Streptophyta; Magnoliopsida; Brassicales; Brassicaceae.
AUGGCUGAAACUACCUCUGCUACUAUCACCACUGCUUCUGCGGAUCAACUUCACCAUGUUAACAUGGCGAACGUUACCAAACUCACUGCAUCAAACUUCUUGAUGUGGAGUCGCCAGAUCCGUGCCUUGCUCGCCGGAUACGGUCUUGCCGGUUACCUUGAUGGAACGACAGUGGCUCCUGCUCCCACUGUUCUUCGUGAAGGUCACACCAUUCCUAAUCCUGCGUAUGUUCUUUGGCAACGACAGGAUCAACUCAUUGUUGCGAGUCUCCUUGGUACAAUCUUGGUUGAGAUUCAGCCCAUCCUCUCUAAGGCGUCAACCACCACACAGAUCUGGAUUCUUCUUACCUCUACCUAUGCGAAACCUACAUGGGGACACAUCAAACAACUCUAG